AGGUCACAGUCGCAGCUGCCACUGGGAACGCUCGCGCUCUGCUCUGUCUGCCAGACUGAAGAGUUACCGAGCAGACACGGGCUAGUUAGCUAAUCAGGUGCUAAGUCAGCUAACUUGCAGGCACCCCGCAGCAUUGUACCUUACUCCUGUAGGGCUGACGUUAUAAUGCUCGCAACGCAGACGCUAGCCGAAACAGAAAGGCUAGCAACAGCUGAAUGAAGUAGCAGGUCGUUGUCGUCCGGGUGGGGGUUGUUUUUAAUUAGCUGGGUUGAGCUAACGCGGAAGGAAUCACCAAAGAGUAAUCAAUGGUUAGCAUAACGUAACGGUUAUACUAGUCUGCUCGGUUUACAAGGGAUCUGCUCCUGAGUAAAGGAUGUCCAAACGCCUGCGAAACGCCGAACUCUGCGCUGACUGCAGUGUCCCAGAGCCUCGCUGGGCCUCGGUGAACAGGGGUGUGUUGAUUUGCGAUGAGUGCUGCAGCGUUCACCGGAGCCUGGGCAGACACAGCUCACAAGUCCGACACCUGAUGCACACGCCGUGGCCUCCCACGCAGCUACAGAUGGUUCAGACGUUAUACAGCAACGGAGCAAAUUCAAUAUGGGAGCACUCUCUUCUGGACCCUGCGUCUGUAAUGAGCGGAAAACGCAAGGCCAACCCUCAGGACAAACUGCACCCGAACAAAUCAGAGUUUAUAAAAGCCAAAUAUCAAAUGCUGGCGUUCGUCCAUCGCAUGCCUUGUCGGGAGGAUGACAGCUUGACGGCCAAGGAUCUAAGCAAGCAACUUCACUCAAGUGUGCGCACCGGGAACCUGGAGACUUGUUUGCGGUUGUUAUCCCUCGGAGCACAAGCUAAUUUCUUUCACCCUGAAAAAGGAAACACUCCUUUGCAUGUAGCUGCAAAGGCAGGACAAGUAUCUCAGGCUGAACUGUUAACUGUUUAUGGGGCCGAUCCUGGAGCGCCCGACAGCAAUGGCAAAACUCCCAUUGACUAUGCAAGAGAAGCAGGACACCAUGAGCUCGCAGACAGACUGGUGGAGGUUCAGUAUGAACUAACUGAUCGACUGGCGUUUUACCUGUGUGGGAGAAAACCAGAUCAUAAAAACGGGCAGCACUUCAUCGUUCCACAGAUGGCUGACAGCAGUUUAGAUUUGUCAGAACUCGCCAAGGCAGCGAAGAAGAAACUGCAGUCUCUCAGUAAUCAUUUAUUCGAGGAGCUUGCCAUGGACGUGUACGACGAGGUGGACAGACGAGAGACAGACGCAGUGUGGCUGGCUACGCAGAAUCACAGCACCCUGGUGACGGAGACGACUGUGGUGCCCUUCCUCCCUGUGAAUCCAGAGUAUUCAUCAACAAGAAACCAGGGACGACAGAAGCUUGCAAGAUUUAAUGCACACGAAUUUGCAACGCUUGUGAUUGACAUAUUAAGUGAUGCUAAGCGCAGACAACAAGGGAAUUCAGUAGCCAGUCCCAAAGACAAUGUGGAGUUCACGCUGAAGAAUAUGGCUGUCAGGCACUGCAGCGACAGCCAGGACAACGACCAGCCCGACUACGAUAGUGUGGCGUCCGAUGAGGAUACAGAUCAAGAGCUUCCCUCGAGUAAAGGAGAUCGGACCAAGAGCCUGGACUCUGACCUCUCAGACGGCCCCAUCACUAUGCAAGAAUACAUGGAGGUGAAGAACGCGCUCUCUGCCUCUGAAGCGAAGAUCCAGCACCUCAUGAAAGCCAACAGCAACCUGAGUGACGAGCUGAGGCUGAUGCAGAAAAAGCUGCAAUCUCUGCAAAGCGAGAACACCUCUCUCAGGCGGCAGGUCACAACCAAUAUCUAUCAGAUCCCCAGCGGUUCAGACUACCCUGACCCCUCCAGCCCCUCAGCCCUGAAACGCCGGCAGUCAGCGCGGGCCAGUCGGCCCAUGUCUAUGUAUGAGACCGGCUCAGGCCUGAAGCCCUAUCUCCCUAAAGGGGAAAAUCCCUACCCAGAGGAGGGUAUCCCCAACCUGCAACCCUUCCCACCUCAUACGGAGAGGGGCGCUUUUGUGACCACCUCUUCAUCCCUCCCCUCAUUUCCAUCCGCCCUGUCAUGGUCGAAGGACGAAGGUGCUCAAAAGGCCACAAAGUUAGAGAAGCAAAGCAGCAUGCCGGAAAGCGACUAUGACAAUACAUUCAAUGACUCUGAGAUGGAUGAUUCGGGUUUGAGCAGGAGAGGGAGGCUGAGGAGCAGCGGCUGGCUGGGGGAGGGCAGCUCCAUCCCUGAGCUGGAUGAUCUGGAGAUGGAGCCAGAUCCAACGCUGCCCAGCACCGAGGACGUCAUCCGCAAAACCGAGCAGAUCACCAAGAACAUCCAGGAGCUGCUGCGGGCUGCUCAGGAGAACAAACAUGACAGCUUCAUACCCUGCUCAGAAAGAAUACAUGUGGCUGUAACAGAAAUGGCCGCCCUCUUUCCUAAGAAGCCACGCUCGGAGACUGUGAGAGGAUCUCUGCGCUUGUUGACCUCCAGUGCGUUCCGGCUUCAGAGCGAGUGCAGGAAGGCGUUGCCUUCAGAAGGCUGCCCGGGACCGGACAUGCAGCUGGUCACCCAGCAGGUCAUCCAAUGUGCUUAUGACAUUGCCAAGGCAGCGAAGCAGCUUGUCACCAUCACCACAAAGGAGAAUACCAACUAACAGCACUUACAGGGCUGCAAAGCCGUCAGCAUCUCAGUCUUGUUCUUAUAUAUAUAUAUAUAUAUUUUUAAUGAUUUUGUUGGGUUUUGUAUUUGUGGUAUAGGCAUGCGUUGUUUUUUUUUUUUUAAUUUAUGGAUAAAUAUUGACUAUUUAAAGCCAACUGUGGACAAAAUCUGAGCAUUUAGGGAAAAAUCAGCAACUAUACUUAGGGAUACCCAGCUGUUAUGAUAGCACAAUUUCUCUUCAGAUAAAAUAAUAAAAGACAAAUCACGUUGCAGCAGCAAACAGGCAGGGAACUGUGAUGGUUUCUUAAAGGUGCUAUAUGUAAGAAUUAUGAUUAUAACAUCAUAAAUUUAAAGUUAUCAACAAAAUAUGAAGAUAUAACAGCGUCGAUGUCAUGUCAAAGACGUCUGUGUAUUGUGAUGCGGAGUCAUCUGGUGAAGUUAGCAUACUAACUGGCUAGCCGCUAGCCAUUUUGUACCUCAAGACUUUAUGGUCUGAUAGUAAAAAGCACCAACAAUCCCCUGGUGGCCUGGGUAGAGUUAGCUCACACAAUCUCAACGGCAGCUAGCUGUGUGGUAGCAGCAGUUAGCAGCUGGUUCGAGUUAUCCAGAGUAUGAAUCAGACAGAUGGCCAGUUCUUACAUAUCGCACCUUUUCACUUAUUCUAACAAUUAGAGUUAAACUGACUUAAAUCAUAUGAUAUUGUAAAUACCUUUUACUGAGAGAAACGAUUAAGCACAGUACAGUAAAUCCAAAUGAUUAUAUCGGUUAAUGUUAUCAGUCCAAAGACAGACAUGGAUGCUGAAAAGCCAUAAAUGAGCCAUGAAUCCACUGUCAUUGAAUAGCUGUUGCUAACACUCAUGUAGCUAACGGAGCUUCCUCUCAUUAAUUGCACUGUGCGAGCAUCGUCAUACUGUCAAGUUGAGUCUCCAAUAACAAACUGACCAUGUAGUUAACUUGCAUUAAAUGUCGGGGACUUCAUUUAUGCACACUAUGUAGCUCUGCAAUGCUAACGUUUGUCGCAAUCCAAAAAAAAGCUAUUUAUAUGGUUUGUGCCCUGUCUGAGUGUACUCCAGCCUGCAGUGCACUUAUAGCAGCUAUUUAUGCGUUUGCCCAUAUGUCAAGUCAGUGAAUGCAAAUAACACUUGGUCAGGGGCCAAGUUAUAUUCUUCACCAGCGCCAAGAUGUUGUUGUUAAAGAGGUAUUUGUGUCCAGCAGGCUCCACACUGUAUUGUAUUCUGCGGUCUUGUGUGCCAUUGCAGUGUUGGUAUGUUAUUCUCAGCUAACAGCCAUGUUGUCUGUAUGUCCACGUGUUCUGUUGCUGCCAGUUUUGUAUUCAGUGUGCAACAUCUGGGAUAGAACUACAGUCAGCUCCUGUAUAAUUGUGCAACCCUCCGUUCAUCCUCAUCCAGUGUUUCAGAGUUCACUGUCAUGUUGAAUUCUGGUCAAGGUGUUGUCCCUCUCUGUACCUGAAUGUAGUGCAGGGAUGUUUGUGAUGCAGCUGUGAAGUUGCACUUUGGGAAAAAAAUAAUUAUUUUCUAAAUAAACUUAAUUUAUAACUAUA
This is a messenger RNA of Acanthopagrus latus (yellowfin seabream), 4222 nucleotides long. It is a transcript of the gene git2a, whose product is annotated as G protein-coupled receptor kinase interacting ArfGAP 2a. The transcript has 20 exons. The coding region runs from base 374 to 2656 and encodes 760 amino acids. Gene Ontology annotation, biological process: regulation of ARF protein signal transduction; brain development. NCBI's taxonomy places the organism in Eukaryota, Metazoa, Chordata, Actinopteri, Spariformes, Sparidae. The record is from RefSeq and is a predicted model, not a curated record. Gene Ontology annotation, molecular function: GTPase activator activity; protein binding.